Messenger RNA from Cannabis sativa, 1573 nucleotides. Its product is annotated as zinc finger protein CONSTANS-LIKE 4. Lineage: Eukaryota; Viridiplantae; Streptophyta; Magnoliopsida; Rosales; Cannabaceae. The transcript is spliced from 2 exons. The coding region runs from base 722 to 1282 and encodes 186 amino acids. Gene Ontology annotation, molecular function: zinc ion binding. The record is from RefSeq and is a predicted model, not a curated record.
AAUCAAAGAAGGUAGCAUUAGGUGAAUAGAUGGACCUCCCAAAUGCCCCCACCGGGCCACACCAGUGUCCCAUUUGCGGUUGGUGCCAUCAGAUGUGUCAAAAAAAAUUUGGUAUAGUGCUUAAGCUUCAGAAACCGCACCUAAUUCCCACCAUUAACUCACACAAGUCUAUGACCAUGAUGCAAGCCAAAGAUCUUGUAUGAUCCACAUUACAUACCACAUUUCUCUCACAAAGAUUUAAAUAUCUUGUCUCUCACUCAGUACUAUACUUGUUCUUUUUCUUCCUCUCUACCCAUCUUAAUUUAAAAUAAAUUAUAAAUAAUAAUAAAUAAUCUUUCUAUUCUUAUUUAACAAAUCAAGUUGAAAACUUUAGUUUUGGUCUAGACAGUUGUGGGUUUUGAUUAUCUUCCUAGUUCCUUCCUACUAUAAGAAAGGUCUAUUUUGUUUCAUUUCUCUACUUUCUCAUAAAUUAACCACAAAAAUUCUUCAAAUGAAUAAUUAGACCAACUCCUAAGCCCAAACUCAGAAGUUUCUAAAAAAAAUCAAACCGAUAUUAUUACAAGUUGCACUCCCUCCACGUUUUUCUUAAUCUUCAUUUUUCAGCGCGCCUUAUAUACAUAUUUACACACAGUGGGCUUAAUAAUAAUAGUAAUAACUUAUAGAGAGGGAAAACACUAUUGGAUGUGAUUCAGAGAGACAGAGAGAGAGAGAGAAGUGAGCAAUGAAGAAGAAGUGUGAGCUCUGUGAUUCACCAGCAAAGAUGUACUGUGACUCGGAUCGGGCUAGCCUAUGCUGGGAUUGCGAUGGCCGAGUCCACAGUGCAAAUUUCCUGGUAGCUAAGCAUAUGAGGACUCUACUCUGCCGUGUUUGUCAAUCUUUGACUCCUUGGAGCGGCUCAGGGCCCAAACUCAGCCCCACUGUUUCGGUCUGCCACAACUGUGUUAAUGGCUGCUAUCAAAACGAGACCGGAAUCCAACAAAACGAUGACGAAGAAGACGACGACUACGAAGAAGAUGAAGAUGAAGAUGACAGUGAAGAAAACAACGAUGAGGAUGAUAAUAAUGAUGGUGAUGGUGAUGGUGGUAGGGAUGACGAAGAUGAUGAAGAGAAUCAAGUAGUUCCAUGGUCAAAUAAUCCACCUCCACCAGUGUCAAGCAAUUCAAGUUCAAGUGGCGAGUCUUCAAAGUCCAACGGCUUGUUUAGUAGACAAAGAAAUCCUUCUGAGUCAAAAACGACAUUUUCCUGGAAAAGGAGCUUUUCAAAAACAGGGUUUUCCUCAUGAGAGCUGCUUGCCAUUAUUCUCAGCCAGAAAACAAAAUACACAAAUGAUGAGGGAAUUUUGAAGCUGGGGGCUAGCUAGACCCAAAGGAUCUUGGUUUGUGUCAGCCUGGUUUGGUACAUGAUCUGCCAUAUUGCUCAAAUGUGACAACUAUUUUUCUUUUACUAACUAAUAGAACCUUUAAUCACUUUCACAUGUAAAUUUUUCUUUUUUCUUUUUCUUUUUUUUUCUUUUUUAUUUACAUGUAAUCAUUAUUAAUGUAAAUCAAUUUUAAGGGCACAUUACGAUUGACCA